CAGUGAGUUAUUACAUGUCUUUGAAUACAAUUAAUCGAUUUUCACAAUAUUUAUCCCUAUUAUUGCAAUUAUUAUUAAUAUUAACCAAAUGUGUGACCAAUAGUAACAAUAAUUGUCUGCAAAAUAGCAACAAUUUAUUGGUUGACAGCGAUUGCCAUCAAAGUGACGGCAAACAGACCAACAGUUCAUAUAAUCAAAUGAAACCCGACUUAAGUGUCCAUGUCUUGACCUGGAAUGUCAAGUCUGGUCAAUGCAAAUGUGAUUUAUCACAAUUGUUGGACAUCUCAUCGCUAACAAAUCAAUCUUCAGACGAACAAUUGGCUGAUAUUUAUGCCAUUGGUCUACAAGAGGUGGCCUUCAAGUUCGGUAACAUAUUCUUCACUGAACCAUGGAUUGAGACAUUUGAUAAGUUGUUCAAACAAUUGGAUUACGUAAGAGUCAAACAGAUCCGUUUGGUUGGCAUUGUGCUGAUGGUGUACACCAAACGGUCAUAUUUACCGCGAAUCAAAUCAGUUGACGUUCAAUUCACGCGCACAGGUUUGGGAGGACUGUGGGGUAACAAAGGAGGUGUCAGUGUUAGCCUAAACUUUGGUGGCGUAUCCUUGUGUUUAGUGAACAGCCAUUUGGCCCCGCAUUACGAGAAUUUAGACCAACGAGUGGCCGAUUAUAAUACUAUAAUCGAUGGCCAGAACUUUUACAAUACAAAGAAACCAAAUAUUUUGAGUCAUGAUUAUGUCAUAUGGAUCGGUGAUCUUAAUUUUCGUAUCGAUAAUCUAUCGGGAGAUGAGAUACAUGACAUCAUAAUGUAUGCUAAUAAACAUCCCGACAAUGAUCUUAGAUUUGAAAAAUUAUUAGCCAAUGAUCAGUUAAAUCGUGUCCGACGAGAAGGACGGGCUUUCAGUGAGUUUAAUGAAUCAAACAUAUCAUUUGCACCCACCUAUAAAUUUUUUGUCAAUACUGAUGAUUAUGAAUAUAAAGCGAGAAAACCUGCAUUUACUGAUCGUGUAUUAUAUCGCUAUACAUCUAACGCUUAUGAGGACUUUGAGUUAAAGCUCCGGCAAUUGUAUUAUAAAUCUCAUCCACAAUACAAACAAUCAGAUCAUAAACCGGUAUCCGCUUUGUUUCAUUUGACCACAAAAGCAUCCGCACAUAAAAUUUCCAAACGAUACGCAUCGUUAGCCCUGUCCGGUGAAGAACAGGCUUUAGAUGGAGUACCGGAAGACAAGGAGGAAGAGAUUUUUGUAACAUUCCAUACAAUCAGUAACUGGAAAAUCAACAACGAAUCCAUUGCUUGGUAUACUAUAUCACCGAAUGAUGAGAAAACAAUUGCAUCGUUGUCUCAGUGGGAUUGGAUCGGUUUAUUUAAAGCUGAUUUUAUAUCAAUUGAAGACUAUUUGUUAUUUGUUUGGGCCAAUACAGAGCCCAAUCGAUGGUCAGCUCCUAAUUUUAAUCAAACGAAUGUCCAACAACUUGAUAACAGUGAAGACAGUACCGACACAAUAGCCUCUACUCGACGUCAGCCAUGGUUUUCGGUUCAAUAUCCAGAUAAUAGUCUAUUAAUUGCCGAUAAAUUUAGAUUAGUUUAUGUGACACAAUCCGGGGAUGUUUUGGGUAUUAGUGAUCCAUUUGAUAUAAUUGAUUAAUUCAGUCAUAAAUUAUCGGUAAAAA
Molecule: messenger RNA, 1668 nt
Organism: Oppia nitens
Lineage: Eukaryota; Metazoa; Arthropoda; Arachnida; Sarcoptiformes; Oppiidae
Product: inositol polyphosphate 5-phosphatase K-like
Exons: 7
Coding region: 15-1643 (542 amino acids)
Biological process (GO): phosphatidylinositol dephosphorylation
Cellular component (GO): ruffle; plasma membrane; cytoplasm
Molecular function (GO): phosphatidylinositol-4,5-bisphosphate 5-phosphatase activity
Source: RefSeq, a predicted model, not a curated record